Molecule: messenger RNA, 3623 nt
Organism: Limulus polyphemus (Atlantic horseshoe crab)
Lineage: Eukaryota; Metazoa; Arthropoda; Merostomata; Xiphosura; Limulidae
Product: ras-related GTP-binding protein D-like
Exons: 5
Coding region: 6-755 (249 amino acids)
Biological process (GO): cellular response to amino acid stimulus; positive regulation of TOR signaling; cellular response to starvation
Cellular component (GO): nucleus; lysosome; Gtr1-Gtr2 GTPase complex
Molecular function (GO): GTP binding; GTPase activity
Source: RefSeq, a predicted model, not a curated record
ACUACAUGGAAGCCCUUAACAAGCUUCACAUGACUGUUUCCCGAGCUUAUAAAGUCAACACAGAAAUACGUUUUGAAGUCUUUAUCCACAAAGUUGAUGGCUUGUCAGAUGACCACAAGAUUGAGACACAGAGGGACAUAAACCAAAGGGCAAGUGAUGACUUGUUGGAUAGUGGAAUUGACAAUGUCCAUUUAAGUUUCUACCUGACCAGUAUUUAUGAUCAUUCAAUAUUUGAAGCCUUAAGCAAAGUCGUCCAGAAGCUAAUUCCACAGCUACCGACCUUAGAGAAUCUACUGAACAUCUUCAUAUCGAAUUCGGGAAUAGAGAAGGCUUUCCUGUUUGACAUUGUUAGUAAAAUAUACAUUGCUACAGACAGUUCACCUAUAGAUAUGCAAUCGUACGAGCUCUGCUGUGACAUGAUCGAUGUGGUGAUUGACAUUUCGUGUAUAUAUGGUUUACCAGAAGAGACUGACGAGACCACGUUUGAUGAACUGUCCUGUAGUACCAUCAAGUUAAACAACAGUACAGUUUUGUAUCUCCGGGAAAUAAACAAAUUCUUAGCUCUAGUUUGUAUUCUUCGAGAAGAAAACUUUUAUCGGCAAGGACUUAUAGAUUACAACUUUCACUGUCUUCGACAAGCAACUCAAGAUGCGUUUCAGGUCCAGCUCAAACUUCCAGUGAAAAUGGAUGGUAUGGGACAUAUCUUUACCUCUAUAGAGAGUACUGAAAGUAAUGGUUAUCCAGAUCUAUUGUGACAAUCUAUGCUGUAACACAUUAUAAAAAAACAAACUUUAUUUUAACUUUGUCUUUUGUAUCUUGCCAAUACCAUUUAUCAUCAAAAUUACUUUUCUGUAUGCUUUGAUAUAAUUUUUGGUUUCUCCGAACCGGGAGGAACAUUGUUUAUAUAAACACCAUCAUCAUUAAUAGUGUAAGAACCUUUGAGUCUUCUCUAUACGUAAAUAUUGUUUGAUUUGUUGAUUAUGUGUUGUUGUUUCAAUUUAGUAGAUAGCAGAAAAAGUCAGCUGUAGUAGAUGUUUGAAAGAUACUUAAGAAACAUUGUUAGGAAAGACAAUUUUUAAAUUUGUGUUCAGCAUCUACCUAUGUUUGGUAUGUGGGAAAAUAGAAUAAUAUCUUCCUAUCAUGAUCAGAUUGAUGUUGCACUAAAAGUCUUGAUAUUAGACUAAGAAACAGAGUAUCGGCUACAAAAAAUACUCCUAACAUUAAUCCUAUAAAUUGUCUUGGAAAAAUGUCUAAAAUUAUAUUAGUGUGAAAGUUAUUGUCCGGGAGGAUGUUUAUAAUUAUAUUAGUAUUGAAAGUUGUUGUCUGGGAGGAUGUUUAUAAUUAUAUUAGUGUGAAAGUUGUUGUCUGGAAGGAUGUUUAAAAUUGUUUUUGUAUGAAAGUUGUUAUCUGGGCAGGAUGUUUAAAAUUGUUUUUAUAUGAAAGUUGUUGUCUGGGCAGGAUAUUUAAAAUUAUUUUAGUAUAAUAGUUGAGAGUAAUAAAUAUGUUGUAAACAUGUUACUUAUCUUGGGAAUAAGAAUUGAUACGGGCUCACACUGUGAAGUUGAUUCGAUAUUUUGUGAUUUAUAUUCACUGUAUUUCAUUACUGUACUAUUCAAAAGCCCCAUUUUCAAUAAUUACUUUAUCCAGCAGUAGUUUAUAGAAUAAACUGUGUGUAUAUAGAUUGAUAGUGUUAAUUAUAUUUAACUUUUUAUUCCAAACAAACUACUAUCAAUAACUAGUUACAGUAACAUUUGAAUUAGUUACUCUAUUUGUAUGUUGUUCUGAUUUUAACUAUCUGAUGUUGGUCAUCUUCAUAAAGCAAUAAUAUAAAAUGAUAAAUAACUUUGAUAUGAGACUUAAUAAAUAUCCCUCUAGUAACUGAUGUAAGGAUAUUAUAAUAUGAUUUAAAGAAAUCAAAUGUACAAGUGAUAUAGCUGAGACAUCUGAUAUUGUCUGUUGUAUUACCGACCUAGACUAGAUAACCUUAUCAAAUGUACAAGUGAUAUAGCUGAGACAUCUGAUAUUGUAUGUUGUAUUACCUUAUCUAGUCUAGGUCAGGGUAUCAAAUGUACAAGUGAUAUAGCUGAAACAUCUGAUAUUGUCUGUUGUAUUACCUUAUCUAGUCUAGGUCAGGGGUAUCAAAUGUACAAGUGAUAUAGCUGAGACAUCUGAUAUUGUAUGUUGUAUUACCUUAUCUAGUCUAGGUCAUCAAAUGUACAAGUGAUAUAGCUGAGACAUCUGAUAUUGUAUGUUGUAUUACCUUAUCUAGUCUAGGUCAUCAAAUGUACAAGUGAUAUAGCUGAAACAUCUGAUAUUGUCUGUUGUAUUACCUUAUCUAGUCUAGGUCAGGGUUAUCAAAUGUACAAGUGAUAUAGCUGAGACAUCUGAUAUUGUCUGUUGUAUCACCUUAUCUAGUCUAGGUCAGGGGUAUCAAAUGUAUGUAACAUCCUAUAGAACGGAGCAUAUAACAUCUUCAAUAGAACAGCAGUUAACCUGCAACAUUGUUUGCAUCUUAUUUUAAGUUAUUUUUAAUUAGUGAUGUAUUUGUUGCGUGUUUUUUUUUUAAAGUAUACUGUGAAAUAGUAAUUGAAAGUUUUAAUUUGUAUUUGCUCUUAUCACAAACUAUGGACCGGGAAUUAUUAGGUAUUCAUGAAUUUGGACAUUUUUGGCACCCCUGGCCUCUGUUUUAGAGCUUGUAUGUACCUGUCUUUUUAGUAAUAGUUAGCUGUUGGCUUAUUGGUAAGUAGAAAGGCUUACAAUGCAAAAAAUUGAGUUUUGAUACCCGCACUGGGGACAGCACAGAUAGCUUUUGAUGUAUCUUUGUGCUUAACAACAAAAAAACAAAACUGUAAAACGUAUGUGAUCGAAUGUGCCAAAAACCUUAAUAGGUUACUGUUCAUUUCCCAAAGUAUCCUUAAUAGGUUACUGUUCAUUUCCCAAAGUAUCCUUAAUAGGUUACUGUUCAUUUCCCAAAGUAUCCUUAAUAGGUUACUGUUCAUUUCCCAAAGUAUCCUUAAUAGGUUACUGUUCAUUUCCCAAAGUAUCCUUAAUAGGUUACUGUUCAUUUCCCAAAGUAUCCUUAAUAGGUUACUGUUCAUUUCCCAAAGUAUCCUUAAUAGGUUACUGUUCAUUUCCCGAAGUAUCCUUAAUAGGUUACUGUUCAUUUCCCGAAGUAUCCCUAAUAGGUUACUGUUCAUUUCCCGAAGUAUCCCUAAUAGGUUACUGUUCAUUUCCCAAAGUAUCCCUAAUAGGUUACUGUUCAUUUCCCGAAGUAUCCUUGUUACUCAGGUCACAGAGAGAUUAAGUUGUUAGAAUGUUACAGGUUUGGAUGUAAAGUUAUAAAUCAAAGUUAAUAGAAAAGUCUUGUGUUGUAAUUCAUAAUAAUAUGCCAGUUUUUUUUUUGUGAUUCUGUUUACCAGCUGUUUUCUAUUGUCCAAGGUUCUUUGUACUUAUAGUAACAGCUAAUUGUAACUUUACUUAGUAUUGUUAAACAGUACAGUAUUUUUUUCCAUGAUCAUGGGUGAUAAUAAAAGUAACCUUUAACAUAAUUCUCUGUUGUUAAACUGUAUAGUUAUUUUGCAGUUAUGUGAAAAUAAAAACAGCUACUCUUAUACACUUGUUCA